Messenger RNA from Aspergillus chevalieri, 1272 nucleotides. RefSeq lists its product as uncharacterized. The transcript is spliced from 2 exons. Lineage: Eukaryota; Fungi; Ascomycota; Eurotiomycetes; Eurotiales; Aspergillaceae. The coding region runs from base 1 to 1272 and encodes 423 amino acids. The record is from RefSeq and is a predicted model, not a curated record.
AUGGAGUAUCACUUUGUUCCGCCUGAGGAGCGCGCACGGGACGAGAAGGGAAACCUUCUGCCCUGGGGUUACGUUUAUAAAGACGAAUCCCGCAACCCCCGACGACCACCUGAGGAGACUGGACCAUUUGGACGAAGGAGAAAUGCCCGUUACGAAACCGCACGAUCACGGACACGUACCGGAACACCCGCGAAGAAAGAGAACGUCAACGUUGCUGAGUUUGGGCGACUUUUCGCACAACAGCAGGAGGAAGAGAGAACUCACCACACCUUGCCCAAGUCUUCGUCCGCAUCAAAUCUCGACAACCCCUUUACGGAGAAGGUCGCGACGGAAUGCAUACUAUACGGAUACAAGAGCAAGGAUUCGGAGUGGAAGGUGAUUGAUAAAUACGAGAGGAUUUCACGAGGCUUGAUUUGCGAGGACUAUCCGCGCAGCGAUCCCAACGCUUUUGGAUAUUCCCAGAUGUUGAGUGGUGGUGAUGUAGUUAUUCGUGCGAAUUUGUCCGCCGACGCGAACCGCAAGUCGAAGCGAUAUGCCGGAGGUUUCCACUGGAUUAAGAUUACGUUCGAUUCUACCAAUGCCGCAGACCGUGCUUGCUUCUUCUCGCCACAGGAGAUUGACGGCCACCUUGUUCACUGUGAAUUGUAUCACGGGUCAGGACCGGCGGAGGACAUUCCUAUUCCCGUGGAGUCGGCAGCAGCAAGCCGUAAAGCUGCACGAACCUUGACCACUUCUCAUUCGACAAACUUCCUACAGAAUCAGGUCAACGAACGGCAUACCCUGCCGCGAUCUUUCGCGUUGAGCAACCUCUCCAGCGUUCUCGACAAUGAAGAUGACGAGUCGCAAAUCUCUACCAAUACCGCAAGCUCAGCCACGGCAACCGGUAUUGAGCAACCUGCUACCUCUACCCUCCACCAACGACAACAACUCCAACCGCAACCGCAACCGCAACUGCAACCCCAGCCUCAGCCUCAACCUCAGCUCCAAGAACCUAAACCAGAAUCCGAGUUCAUGACACACAUCCCGACAGUGCGUCGGACGAAACUUCGACCGUUGACUGAAGCUCUUCCUCCUCAGCCUACGGUUACCGAGCGUGUCCUCCGGUCGAUCCCAAUCCUCAGCUGGUUCACAGGCGAUAUCGUUGGCGACGGGCCGCUGCUUCGCGAAGAUGGAACGUUCGACUACGACAACUCCAAUAUCUACUGGCGCUUCUGGUACACGGUUGACUUGCUUAUUGGUACGGAUAUGUGUGGACUGAAGGAGGAAUCGUGA